Messenger RNA from Siniperca chuatsi (mandarin fish), 2789 nucleotides. RefSeq names its product polymeric immunoglobulin receptor (gene pigr). Gene Ontology annotation, cellular component: plasma membrane. The transcript has 8 exons. Gene Ontology annotation, molecular function: transmembrane signaling receptor activity. Bases 112 to 1122 code for a protein of 336 amino acids. The record is from RefSeq and is a predicted model, not a curated record. NCBI's taxonomy places the organism in Eukaryota, Metazoa, Chordata, Actinopteri, Centrarchiformes, Sinipercidae.
GGAUCCAGCAUAUGGUCACAUGACCAAGGGAAACUGACAUUGCGGAACCUGGAGUCUGUGUUUACACAAGCGAGAGAAUUCACUUGGUGAACCUGAAACUGACGGAGAAACAUGCACCUCUUCAUACUCGCCCUCAGCCUGUUACCAUGGAUCCCAGCCUUCCUCUGCGGGGUAACCACUGGGAAAGAGCUUGCAGUCAUGGAGGGUCAAAACCUCACUGUCCCGUGUCUAUAUGAGCCUCAAUAUGCCAGCUAUGUAAAAUACUGGUGUCGGGGGAGUAUGAGGGAGUUCUGCUCCAGCUUAGCUCGAACAGAUAACCCCCGUUCGGCCAAUCCAGCUAAGGACAAAGUGAGCAUUUUUGACGACCCGGUCCAGCUGGUGUUCUCUGUGACCAUGAACAACCUGAAGGAGGAGGACUCUGGGUGGUACAUGUGCGGCGUGGAGAUAGGCGGCAUAUGGAGCGCUGAUGUUGUCGCUUUCACAAACAUCAAGGUCAUUCAUGGUAUGUCAGUGGUGAACAGCCAACUGAGUGGGGAAGAAGGGAGUAGUGUCACAGUCGAAUGCAUCUACAGUGAGAGAUACAGACAAAGUGAGAAGAAGUGGUGUCGGAGUGGAGACUGGAGCUCCUGUCUGCUGACGAGUUCUGAAGGGAGCUACGAGGACACGUCAGUGGCCAUCAGCGAUGACAGAACUAGGACUUUCACUAUAACCUUAAAGAAGCUGGAGAUGAAAGAUACCGGCUGGUACUGGUGUUCUGCAGGACAGCAGCAGAUAGCUGUGCAUGUGCUGGUCACACCCCGACCCACGACUACAGCAGUUUCUGUGACAUCCCCACUUACACCAAGUCAGUCUGUCGCAAACCUGCCUCCACCCAAACCCAACACCAAGGAGUCCUGGAACAGUCACAGUCAUAUCUUGGAGCUGUUGAUGGUGUGUGCUUCUUUAAUUCUCCUUGUGGGCUUGGCCAUAUUGGCGAGAAAGUUGUGGAAACUGCACAAGCAUGAUCCUCCUGAGAUGAAAGCAAGGCUCAAUAACUACUCAGCAGAUGUAGGUGACCUGCAAAACACUGCUGUCGUUUUCAUUAACAAGGAUUCCCAGGACAUACAUAUGUACAGAGCUUAGUCAGUGCAGUGUUUAUUGUUACUCUGAUGUUACUCUCUAAUUUGUUUUGUUAGUUUACUGCACACAGCACAUGCUUUAUUUCUAAUGUCUUUAGUAUAUUACAUACCACCACAUUUAAAGACAUGUAUGACAUUUUCUGCUUGCUGGUAUACAGUGACAGCUGGAGAUAUUACAAGAGUAUACUUGUCAUGUAAGACCAAUUUACGGAAAUAUAAUCAUGUGGUCUUCUAUGGAAUUUGGCCAACGUCAGCACUGUAAUGACCACUAAGGACAUUGAGGUGAUGUCUUCUACAUUUUUUGUAGGAAUCUGGGGAUUUUAGCAACCUGGCAGAGUUUACAUUCUACAAUUAAAAACUGACACAUGGGAUUUUUUAGGCUGAUUGCAGUAUUUUUAGACUGAGUAUAUGUUGAUUUCUAUUUUCAAAACGAAUAGAUUUUUAUUUUCAAAAAUAAAUAUGAAUAAUAAUAUACAAAUUUGAUUGAUUAUUUCUCCACUAGAUUUUAGAGACAAUGUUUGUUAUUGUUAUUUGGAUUAAACCUGAAAUAACUACAAAAUAUUAAAACAUUUUAGAGACUUUUGGUCUCUUUGGUGGUGUUGGGUGGGGGGGGGGGACAUCGACUUAUCACCUCAGUGUAUCUAAAAUCCUGGCUACGGCCCUGCUCAGAAGUCCACAUACAUACACUAUGAAACAUAUACUAACUACCCCUGGUUUAUAGAUAACAUUGGGCUCUGUUAAAGAUGGACACUGACAAGAUGGUGGGAAUUGCUGUCAGCUUCAAAUUGCCGUUUGUUGCUUCUAACUGCAGAAAUAAGUCCAGUGUGAAUGAAUAAUAAGCGCAAAGUGGUAAAUCUUGUCUGCAUGGAAAGCCCAUGGGACUGACAGAAGUACAUUUUCAGUUUUCGUUGCUAUUUUAGUAGAACUACACUGCAGUGCUUUUUUAUAAGAAAGAUGGCUAAUUAACACAUUUAGACAUGAAUACAGUCUGUUUGACUGAAAACUUGUGGAAUAUGAACAUUGUUAUGAGACAUACUUAUUUUAAGAAAAAGUGAGCAAAUGAAGACAGAAACCAUUAGAAGUACACAAAUUAAGUCGAACGAGAACAGCUCUUUCAUGCUUGAACUGUGUGUUCUUAUACUGAACCUCAAACGACGUGUUAGAAUUGUAAAUUGAAUGUGCUAAUGAGACAGCAGCUGUGGAGCCAACUACAGCUUGGAACUCUUAGUAAUAACUUUGUCUUACCUUCACGAAAGGAACACCUUUUGUUGUUUGUGAUACAGAAAAAUAUAAUUUCAAAGAUUCCUUUUUGGUGUCCUGUAAUGCUUUUUUUGUGGCUGUGAAUUAUUGUCUUUCAUGAGCAUUGUAUUUACAUUUUAUGAUUUUAGUGUAAUAUUUCUCUUUAUAAUAGCCACAUUACAUGAUAUUUAUGAAAAAAAAACAUUAGGUUACUUUAGGACACACGCCUCAAACAACAACACAUGGCUGUAGUGCUGUUAGCGGACUUUGAGCUCAGUGAGGCAACAGAACAGCUUUUAUUUGAUGUUGGGUUUGAAUCACAAGAAACUGAAUUGUUUUAACCCUCCAUUGUGACCACAGUAAAUGACUGUUCUGCAUUCAGUUGAUUGUUGAUGAAGUCGGAAUAAAAGUAUAAUUUUUUCUAACAAAAAA